Iphiclides podalirius (scarce swallowtail) is the source of this 531-nucleotide messenger RNA. The record is from the annotation of a GenBank genome assembly. NCBI's taxonomy places the organism in Eukaryota, Metazoa, Arthropoda, Insecta, Lepidoptera, Papilionidae.
AUGGAACCUACUCAGACGGCAGACACCAUGGUGCAGUGUCAUCCACCGUUGGAACUGGAAGAAUUGCCAAAAGAAGACGAAGAAAGAUUAGAGAAAUUGUUUUCUAAAUUAGACACUGAUGGGAAUGGUAAAAUAGACAUUCACGAUUUAUCCGUCGCAUUGAAGGAGCUGGCCCCGCACAUCAAUAGAAGCUAUGCAGAGAAAUUUCUGGCCAAAUCAGGAUGGAAAGAAGCAGGAGAUGUUACAUUGUCGGAGUUUAUCCAUUAUGUGCGGGAGCAUGAGAAAAAUCUUAGAUUGCAGUUUUCUCAUCUUGACAAAAAUAAGGAUGGAAAAGUUGAUCUGGAGGAACUCAUAUCAGCAUUUGCAGAUUUGGGCAUAGCGAUUGGAAGAAAUGAGGCAACUAAUCUCUUAAAAAGGAUGGACCAGGAUGGCAGUCUCAACAUUAGUUACGACGAGUGGCGGGACUACCUCCUGCUGGCGCCUGCGACAGACAUCCACGCACUCAUACAUUUUUGGAGACAUUCCACGGUG